AAACCAAUAUUUUCUUAAAAGAGUUCUUCCACCAAACCAGGAUUAUGUUUUUUUUUUUUAUAGUUUUAUCUACCAUUCGUACUUGUGGUGCAUGCAAAGAAUUUGGGAACUGUUCCAGUGAACUACAAUGUAGUGAAUUUUCAGAUCUGUAUGAUUUUGAUUCUAGCCUCAAGUCUGACACGUGGACUAUUGUUAGCAUCGUAUUGUCCAUAAGUGUAGUAGAAAUUGUCAUUGCUUUUGUAUUGGGAUUCAUUAGGUUCAGAAAAAAGACGACAACGAAAGAAAUUCAAAUCGCAUCAGUCAUCCAAUCAACGAAUGAGGUCAAUAAUGGCGGUGAAAGUAUUAUGGCUGAGUCGUCCCAUGAAUACCUGCAGAUGACAGAUGACUGUCACUCAUACAAUGCUUUAAACAACAACAGAGCCUAUGUCAGCAUGUAUAAUGAAUUAAACGUCACACACGAGUACACAGAUGCUUUUACCCCCAAUGAUAAUGACCGUCAAAACAUGCAUUCUGAUAUGGUAAUAGAGACAGCUAGACAUUCAGUUGCUAAUGACUACGAAACUGUAGAUUAACAUGGCAAUUUGAGAUAAGACAAUCUGUAUAUUAAGCUCUUUUCACAACAAUGCUUGUAAAAAUCAAACCAGAUUCAGUAAAGAUAUGUAAAAAAAUAAACAGUUAAUAAAAUAAAAUAAAAAUAUGAUUCUUAAUGAAUAGGCGUUCUCACCAAUUGUUAAAUAAAUUUGCUUAGCAAAAACACAGUCGUUCUAAAUGUUGUUCACAUUGCUUUGAUAUAAAAAGGAUUGCAUCGAUGCAUCAGUCAAAUUAUCCAUGUUUUAUUGAUUGCCCAAUGACAUGCAAAAGAUACAAAAAGAAAAUUCAAAAGUCGAAAACAAGCUGACAAUAUACCACAAAAAAAAAAGAUGUGACAAACAGUAGGAAAAAACAACACUUAAUAUUUUAAUUUGUUCUUCUGGGUUAUAACAUGAUAUCUCCGGUAUCUUCCAUGUCAUGGUUGAUUUCCUUUUGAUAAAGAGGCAGUGCUUACAAGCAUACAAGCAAGCUAUAUCAACAAGAGUCCCAAGGGAUUAUCGAGUCAUUUCGUAGACAAUAUUACAGAGGCAAUCACAAGAUUGUUUUAUGGUGUAUCUGUUGUAAAUUCGGAAAAACGGCACUUGUAAAAAAGUCCAUUCCUACAUAUGUUGACGUUUGGUUGUGUUGCAAGUCAGUGUGCUUGUUGUUCCGUUGUGUUUCCCUUAUAUUUUUUUAAAUUGAAGUUUGUGACUAAGAGUUUUGUUUGCUUAUCGAUUUAUUACUAUUGAAAAUCCAUAAAACUAGUGUUGCUUUUAUUUACAUAUGCCGACGGGUAUGUUUCAAUCAUUGUAACCAGAAUCCUACUUCCUUUUCCAGAGAUACAACAUUAGACUAACAUACAUUAUUAUGAUAUACUGACAACAAUGUGUUAGCAUAACAAACUGAUAUUAUAGAUAAAAAUGUAAAUAACUGGAGUACAGCAGUCACCAUUUUGUUGUAAUAUUUAUCACCAUAUAACAAACAACUAUGACAAAAUAAAACACGAACUGGCAUAUAGACGCUCUACAUUCGGAGCACAGUAGUAUAAUUGAAAGACAUGAAGACCACAACAUAAA
Messenger RNA from Mytilus trossulus (common blue mussel), 1646 nucleotides. RefSeq lists its product as uncharacterized. The record is from RefSeq and is a predicted model, not a curated record. Bases 45 to 572 code for a protein of 175 amino acids. The transcript has 4 exons. Lineage: Eukaryota; Metazoa; Mollusca; Bivalvia; Mytilida; Mytilidae.